Messenger RNA from Solanum stenotomum, 1842 nucleotides. RefSeq names its product pectinesterase-like. Gene Ontology annotation, biological process: cell wall modification. Bases 132 to 1811 code for a protein of 559 amino acids. The record is from RefSeq and is a predicted model, not a curated record. NCBI's taxonomy places the organism in Eukaryota, Viridiplantae, Streptophyta, Magnoliopsida, Solanales, Solanaceae. The transcript has 4 exons. Gene Ontology annotation, molecular function: pectinesterase inhibitor activity; pectinesterase activity.
UGUAUACUGGCAGAGCCCAGGGGAACACAAAAAUUCGUUAAAAAUCCCCACAUGCUCUGCUUUGAAUUAUUGAAGAAAAAAAAACUAUCUAUUCUUUAUUUUAAAAAAUCUCAAAAAAAUUAAAAUUUAAAAUGGCGGAGGCCGGUAAAAAGAAAAUAGUGAUUGCUGGAAUUGCUUCAAUUCUUCUAGUUGCUUGUGUUGUUGGUGCUGCCGUUACGUUUACAAAAAAAAAUGAUGAUUCAACCUCUAACGGGGGCGAAAUUUCGAGUUCUAGCAAAUCCGUACAAGCCAUGUGUCAACCUACGCAAUAUAAAGAAGCAUGCGAAAAAUCACUUGGAUCGGCUAAAAAUACUAGUGAUCCAAAAGAGUUGAUUAAAACCGCAUUUGAUAAUACUAUGACUGAAAUUUCAAAUUCAAUUAAAAAUUCAGCUCCAUUUAAGGAAGCUGCAAAUGAUCCAAGGACUAAGAAUGCUUUAAAAGUUUGUGAUGAAGUUCUUGAUCGUUCGAUCGAAGAGAUCAAGAGAUCUUUUUCACAAAUUGAUAGUAAUGACCUUAAUAAAUUGAUUAAAGAGUAUAUCUAUGAUGUUAGGUCCUGGCUUAGCUCUGCUGUUACAUUUGAAGAGACUUGUAUAGAUGCAUUCGUUAACACAACUGGUGAUACUGGUGAGAAAAUGAAGAGUAUCUUGAAGACUGCUAGCGAGUUGUCAAGUGUUGCACUUGAUAUUGUUAGUAGUUUUGAGGAACAAAUGACUGGGUUGCAAGGCCUAGGUAUCGCUAACAGACGAUUGUUGGUCGCGGAAGCAGGCAACCGACGACUCCUUCAAAUUGCAACCCUCAAGCCCAAUGUUGUGGUGGCUCAAGAUGGUAGUGGACAACACAAAUCAAUCAAUGAAGCUCUUAAAACAGUUCCCCCAAACAAUGCUCAACCCUAUGUCAUCUUCAUCAAGGCUGGUAUUUACAAUGAAAAUGUUGAAGUUGCCAAUACAAUGACCAAUGUUGUUUUCAUUGGUGAAGGCUCAAACAAGACCAAAAUUACUGGCAACAAAAAUUAUCUUGAUGGCCUCCCAAUCUUCCUUACUGCCACUGUUUCAAUCUCUGGACAGGGAUUCAUGGCUAAGGAUAUCGGAUUCGAGAACUCAGCAGGACCUUUGAAAAAAGAAGCUGUUGCACUCCGUGUUUCAGCUGAAAUGAUAGUAUUCCAGAACUGUCAAAUUGAUGGUUACCAAUCAACACUUAUGGCUCAUGUUGGCAGACAAUUCUAUCGCGAUUGUACCAUUUCAGGAACCAUAGAUUUCAUCUUUGGAGACGCGGUGGCUGUGUUCCAGAACUGUAAGAUAAUCGCGAGGAAACCUGAGGAAAUGCAGACACAGGCUAUCACAAUUGCAGCUCAGGGAAGGAUGCAACCAUUCGGAACAGGUGCAAUAGUCAUACAGAACUGCACGAUCACAGCUGAGCCAGCUCUGGUCGCCAUCAACCCACCACGCAACAAGGCGUUCCUUGGACGACCAGGGAAGAUGUACUCAAGGACCAUAGUGAUGCAAUCUCAAAUUGAUGGAUUCAUUGAACCUGAAGGAUGGACUCCAUUUGCUGGUACCUUUGGACUUGAGACUUUAUAUUUUGUUGAGUAUCAAAAUAGGGGUCCAGGUGCAAAUACUGAUAAAAGAGUAACUUGGAAGAAUUACAUUAAGAACCCUCCACAAGAUGUUAUUGCUAAAUUUGCCCCAGGAGUUGUACUUAAAGGUGGCGAUAAUACUGAUGGAUGGGUUAAGAAAACUGGUGUCCCAUAUGAACCAGGGAUGAUGAAGAUGUAAAAAAGUUUGUAUAUCUUCAAUAAAUAAUAAU